Molecule: messenger RNA, 694 nt
Organism: Momordica charantia (bitter melon)
Lineage: Eukaryota; Viridiplantae; Streptophyta; Magnoliopsida; Cucurbitales; Cucurbitaceae
Source: RefSeq, a predicted model, not a curated record
CAAAAAAACCGGAAAGGGGAAGAGACCUGGAAAGGGUGGGAAUCGUUUCUGGAAGAGCAUUGGAUUAGGAUUCAAGACGCCAAGGGAAGCCACUGAAGGAACAUACAUUGAUAAGAAAUGCCCCUUCACUGGAACUGUUUCUAUUAGGGGCCGUAUUUUAGCUGGAACUUGUCAUAGUGCUAAGAUGGUCAGGACCAUUAUUGUCAGGAGGAACUAUCUACACUAUGUUAAGAAGUAUCAGAGGUAUGAGAAAAGGCACUCCAAUAUUCCUGCUCACAUAUCUCCUUGCUUCCGUGUCAAGGAGGGCGAUCAUGUUAUUAUUGGCCAAUGCAGGCCAUUGUCAAAGACAGUGAGGUUCAAUGUGUUAAAGGUCAUUCCUGCUGGAUCCUCAAGUCGUGGGAAGAAGGCUUUUGCUGGAAUUUAAAUCAUGUAGGGUUUCGCUUUUGAUAAAAAAACUGCAUGAAAGAACUUUCGAGUUUUAGGCCAUAUUUGUGAUGCAAGAGGGUUUUGAAGACUUACAGCCUGGAUUUUGAUAUGAAUAUGGACUGUUUUAUUCUGUUCUAUUUGUUUUAAUUUCUUGGUCUUAAUUUUAGCAGAUUUGGGGUUUUGAAGGGUACCAAAUUCUCUUGUUGUCUUAUAGGUAUUCUAAUACAUGUCAGUUUUAUAAUAUGAGAUUUUCUUUGCACUGUGUUAA